UACAUUACUCUGUGUGUGGAUGGGUGGGUGUGUGUGUGAGACCUUAAUCUGUGUAUGCUGACUCCAUGCCGUGGUCACUGCACCUCCCUAAUCCCAAGAGCGAGGCUCUUAAAAGGAGCAGCACUUGCCUCGGGGGGGCAGAGCACCAUCACCUCUCAUCGCCACGAGACGGCCAUCCCCUCUAUCUGUUCAUCCGCCCAGUUUUAAGCAGAAAGGGGUCCUCUCACCUCUUGGAGAGACGGGGCUGUAUUCUCUUUCCUUUCCUUGCGAAAUAGCGCCGACAAACUCUUCUAGCAAACCCGCUUGCAUAAACACGCCCGCGACACCUGCCGCCAUGAACGGAACAGCCGGCCCAAACUUUUACGUGCCCAUGUCCAACAGGACCGGGCUGGUGCGGAGCCCCUUCGAGCACCCUCAGUACUACCUGGCCGAACCCUGGAAGUACUCCCUCCUGGCAGCCUACAUGCUCUUCCUCAUCGUCACGGCUUUCCCCGUCAACUUCCUCACGCUCUAUGUCACGGUGCAGCACAAGAAGCUACGGACGGCUCUGAACUACAUCCUGCUGAACCUGGCUGUAGCCGACCUCUUCAUGGUGGUCGGGGGCUUCACUGUGACCCUCUCCACGUCCUUGCAGGGGUACUUCUUCCUGGGGGUCACCGGCUGCAACAUCGAAGGGUUCUUCGCCACCAUGGGAGGUGAGAUUGCUCUUUGGUCUCUGGUGGUACUGGCCAUUGAGCGCUAUGUUGUGGUGUGCAAACCGAUGACCAACUUCCGCUUCAAUGAUAAGCAUGCAGUCGUGGGUGUGGCCUUCACCUGGAUCAUGUCACUCUCCUGCGCUGUUCCUCCAUUGUGUGGUUGGUCUAGGUACAUCCCAGAGGGCAUGCAGUGCUCCUGUGGCAUCGACUACUACACCCCGACUCCUGAGCUGGGCAACUCCUCCUUUGUCAUCUACAUGUUCACCCUGCACUUCGUCAUCCCACUGAUCAUCAUCAGCUUCUGCUACGGCCGUCUGCUCUGCACAGUCCGUGAGGCAGCAGCUCUGCAGCAGGGGUCAGAGACCACCCAACGGGCAGAGAAGGAAGUGACCCGUAUGGUGAUAGUCAUGGUCAUCUCAUAUUUGGUGUGCUGGACGCCCUACGCCACUGUGGCCUGGUACAUCUUUGUCAACCAGGGUGCCAACUUCGGCCCGGUCCUGAUGACCAUCCCGGCAUUCUUCGCCAAGAGUGCUGCCCUCUACAACCCAGUCAUUUAUAUUCUACUCAACAGACAGUUCAGGAACUGCAUGUUGACCGUUGUUUGUUGUGGGAAGAACCCAUUUGUUCAGGAGGAGAACUCCACCGCAUCCACUGCCUCUUCCAAAACACAGGCCUCUUCCAUCUCUGGCAGCCAGGUAGCACCUGCCUGAUCUACCACCCUUUUAAACCGUGAUUUGUUACCUGGCCCAGUCAAUCAGGGGACCCACGGCCAAAGCAGCAGCCUCAAUUCACCGCUUUGUCUACACAGCAGGGGUUUCUAUAGUCUCUGUACGUAUAUACAUCAUGUAGACCAACAACAUGAUUUUAAUAAUAAUAAUAAUUUGUUACAUUUCUAGAGCGCUUUUCUUUAUUUAGGAAAAUCUCAAAGUGCAUUAAAUUAAAUGUACAGUUCAUUUCCAGCUGGGCUUCAAUGUGAAUGUUGUCUUGAUAAAUGCGGGAACAUCGCAGAUUAAUAGUACUUGCUCUGUAUAUUAACAUCUUGUAAUUUUGCAUACAGAUUGUCUGUGAAACUUACAGGAACAAUAUGUCUGUCUAUUUGCUCUAACUGCACCUGUAAGUAGCUCUGGGUGGACUUUUUCUAAAUAACUAAAAAGUACAUACAUUUUUUUUUAUUGAAAGGCAAUUGAAAGGCGAUUGAAUUCACCGAAAUGCUGGCUCAGUUGGAAAUGUCCUUCGUUUCAAGUGUGCUAUGUGCUGAAUAUCUGGGUUAUGGAUUGAAUCGAGCCGUGGGUCUGUUGUUAUGGCAUUUACCCUGAGCACCAUCUGCAUCAACAUGGUUUAGGACUGUCUGAACAUAUUUAAUGGAUUCCCCACCAAGUUAAACAAUCACAAAAACGAAUCCCCUAAAACACACAAUGUAAAAAUAAAACAAUACUCACAAAUAUAUUUUGGGUAAAAUAUUUUACAUUUGUUUAGAUUGUCUCCCUAGAUUGUCUCAUUUGUGCCCAGUUAUUAGGUUGUAUAGAAAGUGUGUGUGUGUGUGUGUGUGUGUGUGUGUGUGUGUGUGUGUGUGUGUGUGUGUGUGUGU
Molecule: messenger RNA, 2283 nt
Organism: Esox lucius (northern pike)
Lineage: Eukaryota; Metazoa; Chordata; Actinopteri; Esociformes; Esocidae
Product: rhodopsin
Exons: 5
Coding region: 335-1405 (356 amino acids)
Biological process (GO): G protein-coupled receptor signaling pathway; phototransduction; visual perception
Cellular component (GO): membrane; photoreceptor outer segment
Molecular function (GO): G protein-coupled receptor activity
Source: RefSeq, a predicted model, not a curated record